Messenger RNA from Cryptosporidium muris RN66, 588 nucleotides. RefSeq lists its product as uncharacterized. The transcript has a single exon. The record is from RefSeq and is a predicted model, not a curated record. NCBI's taxonomy places the organism in Eukaryota, Apicomplexa, Conoidasida, Eucoccidiorida, Cryptosporidiidae. Gene Ontology annotation, cellular component: EMC complex. Bases 1 to 588 code for a protein of 195 amino acids.
AUGGAAGUUUCUUUAUCAGAGAAGGCAUUUGGGAAGAUGGCUAUGCACUCACUAAAAUAUCCAAAGUGUCCUGUUGAUGGAAUUUUACUAGGAUAUGAAGAAGAUCAAGUAAUUAAAGUUACAGAUGUAAUUCCUCUAUUCCAUAGCCCUAGAUUAUAUGAAAGUAUAUCUUUAGCACUCCUAUUUAUUGAAGAAUAUUGUAUUGAAAUAGUUCAAAAGGGACUUCUAAAUAAAUUUCAGCUUAUAGGAUAUUAUUAUGAUGAAGAGUUUAGUCAAUUACAAGGAGCUUUAAAUACAGAGAGUCAAGUAGAUACUAGAUGUAGUUUAAUAUUGGAAAAAAUUCUACAAAACAACGAUGCAGCAGUGUUCGUGCGAAUGAAAAGAGAUCAAUUGUUCACGAGAGAUUGUUUGACUGCAAGUAAGAUGAAGAGUAAACAGCAAUUUGAAAAUAUUUCACUAUCAGUAUGUUCAAAUUCCUCUAAUAUUCUAAGGGCAGUCAAAGAUAUGCAGUACUUCCAUCUUUAUGAUUUCGAAGAUCACUUGUUAAAUCCAAGUCUAAAUUGGUUCAAUCCAAAUCUCCUCAAGUAA